Trichosporon asahii var. asahii CBS 2479 is the source of this 2100-nucleotide messenger RNA. RefSeq lists its product as uncharacterized. The record is from RefSeq and is a predicted model, not a curated record. The transcript is spliced from 7 exons. The coding region runs from base 1 to 2100 and encodes 699 amino acids. Lineage: Eukaryota; Fungi; Basidiomycota; Tremellomycetes; Trichosporonales; Trichosporonaceae.
AUGCAGGUACCCAACGCCAACCCGAUGAUGCCCAUGCACACCGGCGUGCCGGGGCAGGGGAUGCCGGUGCCUCAACCCGGAAUGCCGGGGAUGGCAGGACAGAUGUCCGGUCAGAUGCCUGGUGGGAUGCCGGGACCUGUGCCGACGGGCGGCAUGCCUGCGGGCGGAAUGGGAGCAGGCAUGCCGGGCAGUUAUCCCGGCCACAGUGGCUACGCGGGCUAUGGGUACGGUGGCUAUGGCGGGUACGGUGGCGGGUACGGAGGCUACGGCGGAUAUGGAGGUGGGAUGGGCGCAGGCAUGGGCGGGUACCAGCCCAACCUCGACUACACCUUUGAUCCCACUUGGGACAACUACAAGAUCUUCGAGACCCAGAACCACACCCGCUUCGCCGGAGGAUACGAGAAGAGUUUAUUCGAGGAGCUCCUCGAUAGGAUCCCUUCACUGUUUCGCAGUCGUGCAGCGUCCUUCACGGAAGCUCAGGCGGCAUACAACAGGAUCUACAACCUUGGCGUCGUCACCCGCAGCGCUCGUGACAUUGGCGCCGCGGCUGCAUUCUGGGCACUGAUUCUGAGCUUCGAACAAGUGCUUGAGCUAACAUCCAGUGUUUGGGAAGCAAAUCGUGCGACGUUUGGCCACAACCUUCCCAUCGAGGCCUGGAAGAACAGCGCCACCUCUCGUGCCUCAUCGUCACAGGACGCUGCCGAAUACGCGGCAGCUACAGUCACCAAGCUCUUUGAGGAAUACGGCAGCUCUCCGUUCGGCGGCUACGGCUACGACAGGCGCGGCGCAUACCCUCGUCGCUACAGUUCUGAGUACGAGGAGUCUAUUCGCCGGGACGAGCGUGAGGAGGCUUACCGCCGGGACGAGCGCGACCGUGACCGUGAGCGCGAGUACGACGCCCGCAUCAGACACGAGUACCGAGACAUUGACCGAGAGCGUGACCAGCUCUACCGCGAGCGCGCUGCAUUGGAGGCUGAACGAAUGUACGGCGCGGCUUACAGGCCCGACAUGAUGAUGGGCGCUGCUGCUGGUGCCUACGGCUACGCUGGGCCUUACGUCUACCCGAUUGGCUUGGGAGGUGCCACGGCCGGACCGGGGUACGGAAACGUCCCCAUGCCCCCUUCGCCCUACGGCUACGGAUACAACCAAGCGUACUACGACCAAAUCUAUACCCACCGGGGUACGUCGCACCGCAGCAAUAUGGCUACGGGUACUACCGCUAUUGAGAUUGUAACUGAACGGGACUUGUGCAGAGGUCGACCGCGCGCGAUGUGGACCGGCGUCGGGCUUCCAUACGGGCUAUGGAACAUUCUGACCAACAUAGGCUUCCAGUUUGUGAAGAUCUGGAACGCAGCGAAGCAGGAGCAGGAGGCCGCGCAGGCAGACUACGACAUGCAGCGCGAGGCGCGCAUGAGGGAGCGGGAGCAGAUGGAGAUGCAGCGCGAGCAGGCGCGGGGCGAGCGUCUGCGCCGCCGCGAGAUCAGGAGGGAGUACAGGCGCAGGCGGCGCAACUUUUACUCUAUGAGCGACGAUGAGGUCAACUAUGGCACGCAGAGGAGGCCCAGGAGCCGCGCGCUCGCACGCCUCACCCACCUCGGAUUCCGCUCAGACCGGCCCAAGGUGUACGUCUCUGGCGCCCCGGCGUCAAUGGCCACGGACGCACCGCAGCGCGCAACCAGUGCGAGCCCCGGGGGAGCAGCACCGAACCUCGCCCACCUCCCCCAAGUCACCCGCGUGGCGUCGGCGGAAGUCUACUCGUCUCAACACCUACACCCGAACAGCGCGUACCAGAACGGCGCGGCUGUGGAGAAUACGAGCACGGGCGCCAGCACGGGGGCGACCACGCCCUCAACUUCAGGGCGGACGACAUCGCAGAGCAAGCAAAGCCAGCAGACCCAACAGCGCACGGGCACCGGAACGCCAGGCACAGACAUACCGGACGACUACGGAUCCGCCCAAUUCGCCAAGGAGGAGCGGUGGCGGGCCCGCGAGCAGCGGCGCCGGCAGAAGGAGGAGGCGCGCGAGCGGCGCGACGCGGCCUAUGACCAGAGACACUAUGGGAGCAAGGUGUACAACCCGUACGCCGCCGCGGCGCAGUAG